Messenger RNA from Peronospora matthiolae, 636 nucleotides. Lineage: Eukaryota; Oomycota; Peronosporomycetes; Peronosporales; Peronosporaceae. The record is from the annotation of a GenBank genome assembly.
AUGCGCCUUUGCGUCGUCCUCAUCCCGUUUGUGGCCGCCUCCGUUGCAAACUGCGCCAGCGUCACUGGCUUGGACCCGCGGUCUGUCGAAGACGUGACCACCAAGUUCCUCGCGGCCAGGGGUCUCCGUGCGCAAUCGGAACCUUUUCAAGAAGAGCGAGCCGUACCUGUUACUGAUGAGGUCCUUGCUGGCCCUAGGGUUGAACAAGUUUUAACGCAUGUGGUCCAGGACCAACCACAAUUUGCUUCAGCUGUGGCACAGGCUAAUCGGGCUCACGCGACUCCGGAAGCCGUCCCUGUUCACCAACCCAAUGCUGACGUGCCUGCUGGUCCACAAACGCACCCUGAACCUCAACAGGCGCGUGCGACAGCUGAGGCACCGGAAGCUGGCGCAACUUCACCCAAAGCCAAGGAGCUCACUCCUGAACAGCAGAAGAAUUCCCAUGCUCAGGCUCAUGCGGCCCCGGAGAAGACAUCGAAGCUUCGCAAGACCUUCUAUUGGCUUGCUGGGAUCCUUGGUGUCACUGGAGCAGCAACGCUCCUCUUCAAACUCUGGCAAAACCACCACUCGGGGCCGCCCGAGUCGACGGCGGCGGCCGGAACUUUGGCCCCACCCGCGGCCUCGUCGUUGGUUUGA